Molecule: messenger RNA, 2861 nt
Organism: Solenopsis invicta (red fire ant)
Lineage: Eukaryota; Metazoa; Arthropoda; Insecta; Hymenoptera; Formicidae
Product: kinesin-like protein KIF23
Exons: 14
Coding region: 253-2787 (844 amino acids)
Biological process (GO): microtubule-based movement
Cellular component (GO): microtubule; nucleus; kinesin complex
Molecular function (GO): microtubule motor activity; ATP binding; ATP hydrolysis activity
Source: RefSeq, a predicted model, not a curated record
GCUGUGUCCAAAAGAGUGUCUCCCGAAGAGAUACUAUCCUAGGAAAGAAUGCACUGUUGGUACCACUGAUUGUUAAACACGUGGUCUAUAGUAACCAAACUUCAAUUUGAAAGAGAUCGCGUAACGAGCAAUGGCUCGACGGUUGUGAAAGUCAUAAUUCAGUAUUAUCAGUGUCAUCUCUUUUGUGCAAGAGUGAGAAACUAAACAAUUGCUUCUUAACUCGAUUAAAAAAGUGAAUCGGUAUAUACAAUAAUGAAGCCCGCACGUUCCAAAACUCCAGCUCGUAAACCAAUCGGUCAGCCGAAGGGAUCGAAUAUGAUGUCUAAAGAUCCUGUGCAGGUUUACUGCCGUCUACGACCCAUGCAGUCUUCAACGGAUGUAUCGUGCAUGAAAGUUACAUCUGAUACAACGGUAGUGAUAACGCCUCCGGAAUCAGCGACCAACUUUCGUGCCGUAACUAAAGAGAUACAAAAGACAUUUAGUCAUGUGUUCACAUCUGAUGUGACGCAAAAGGAGAUAUUUAAAACGGUCGCUCUUCCCCUGGUACAAAAUCUUAUUCAAGGGAAGAAUGGUCUCCUCUUCACGUAUGGUGUGACAGGUAGUGGCAAAACGUACACAAUGACUGGAGAAUCCCAAGAUGUUGGUAUCAUGCCACGGUGCUUGGAUGUUCUUUUUAAUACUAUUGCCAAUUACCAAACGAAAAAGUUUGUCUUUAAGCCAGAUAAAUUGAAUGGUUUUGAUGUACAAGGCGAAGCUGAUGCUAUGCUGGAUAGGCAGCACGAACUUUACCCAGGUCUGUCUGUGCAAAAAAUUGGAAGACUCGGCAAACACCGUAAAGUAGACAGCGAUGGAGAUAGUAAUCCGAUGGUACCUCAUAAUCGUAACGAAUCGCAAAGUGUGGCAGUUGAAUCAGAUAAUGCUUACGCCGUAUUUGUCACAUAUGUUGAAAUAUACAACAACAAUGUAUAUGAUUUGUUAGAUGAAGAUGACAUCAGAACCAAAACUCUACAGAGUAAAAUUGUUAGAGAAGAUGGCAAUAAAAAUAUGUAUGUACAUGCAGUCACAGAAGUUGAAGUAAAAAGUGCAGAGGAAGCUUUUGAGCUGUUCCAACGUGGACAACGGAAAAGACGCGUCGCGCACACGGCAUUAAACGCAGAAUCAAGUAGAUCGCAUAGCGUUUUUACCAUCAGACUUGUACAAGCGCCUUUAGAUUGCGAGGGCGAGCAUGUAAUACAGGAUAAACGAGUCGUGUGCAUAAGUCAACUAUCUCUAGUAGACUUGGCAGGUAGCGAGCGAACAAAUCGCACUAAAAAUACUGGUCAACAUUUACGAGAAGCAGGAAAUAUUAAUAACUCUCUAAUGACUCUGCGAUCGUGUUUGGAAAUUUUGAGAGACAAUCAGAAUCAAGGUACAAAUAAAAUGGUUCCCUAUCGAGAUUCCAAACUUACACAUUUAUUCAAAAACUAUUUUGAUGGGGAAGGACAGGUCAGGAUGAUAGUCUGUGUGAAUCCAAGAGCAGAUGAUUAUGAUGAAACGAUUCAAGUGAUGAAAUUUGCGGAAAUGACUCAAGAUGUGCAAGUUGCAAGGUCUAACCCUGUAAAAUUGGACCUCGGUUUCACUCCAGGCAGAAGACAAGCGAAUAAGAUAUGCAAGGAAGCAAGGAGUAAAUUGGAGAGAGGAGGCCAACCAGAAGCCACUGAUUUGAUCAUUGAUCUAGGCUUAGUAUACAGUUUGGGCGGACCAUUUCCUCAAUUGGAGACUGUUACCUCUGGUAAUGAUUAUAUAAUACAAUCUUUAAUACAAUUCUUAGAAAAACGCAUCAAUAAGCGCAACAUACUUCGCGCGGAUUUGCAAAAGAAACAAGAGGACUUUAGACGGAUAUUAAUGGGAAUAGAGCAAGAAAAUCUAAAAUUACAAAUUGAUGUAGCUUCGUCGAAAGCUGUAAAUACACAGAAACAAAAAACGAUAUCUGCAUUAGAAGGAUACCUUUGCGGAACAAAAGAGCGAAUCUGUAAACUUGAAUCUAAAUUAAACAGUGCCAAUGAAACGGUGCGAAGUUUACAGCAAGAGGUAAAAGAUCGAGACUUGGCAUUAAAUCAACGUUUAAUAGAUAGGCAAAGAGUGAAGCAGAAAUACAAUACAAAGAUACAGGUCGAGACAGAUAAAAUGAACAAAGAAUUGGAAAUAAAACUGCGUCAACAACGUGAACAUUUACAGAAUCAAAUGAAGGAAAAGGAAGACAAGUUACGACUGGUAAAAGAAAUUUUAGUCAACGACAACAUUCAUCCUGCGAUGACAGGACUAAGUUCGAAGGAACAAGUUCCAGAAUUAACAACGAGAGUAGUCAGUCCAGAUAGAAGUGUCAGAAUAUCACGAAAGGAUAAAAUACCAAUUUCAAACCCGAGGUAUAGACGCUCACAAAGUGCAGACAGAUGGAUCGAUCAUAGACCUCAGACUCUCGUGCCGAUCGGGACUGUACUGCAACCACUGAUGCAAAAACGGCGUAGCAUAAAGCAACUUACUUCCCCAAAAGAGAUUACGGAUGGUGCGUCUAGAUAUUGCCUUAUCGCGCAAGAGCAUGAUACAGAUGGAGAACUUGAGACGAAAUUAUACAAGGGUGAUAUAUUGCCAACGAGUGGUGGUGGAGCACAAGUGGUAUUUAACGAUAUGGAGUGUUUAAAACAAUCGUCGCCGAAGGCAAGAAAACGUACUGGACCUCGAGAAGAGGGAAUGGACCAAGUAGAUAGUGUUUCUACAUUGACAGAAACGAAAAGACCACGUAACUGAACUAAUUAGCCUUCGUAACUGAAUGUGUCACUCAAUUUACUCAAGAGUACAAGGAAAAUAAAAUAUCUAACGUA